AUGGACCCCGACCUCGAAAAAGUCCAGAGCAAUCCCAUCGCUCCCGCACGACAACCGACACAACCCCAGCACUCCACGGGCUCCGAUCUCCCAACCUGGCGGAAAUGCAUCAUCCUCUUCGUAGUCAGCUGGAUGACUCUCGCCGUCACCUUCUCCAGCACCUCGCUGCUUUGGGGCCCGCUGAUGCAUUUCCUCGGCAGACGAUUGGCUUAUAAUCUGGCGAUCCUGGUCCUGGCUUACGGGGACGUAUCGUAUCGUUUAUGGGUUUGGGGGCAGACUAUGUUGGCGGAUAUCUUUGAACCGAUCUGUCAGAGGAACGGCCGUAGGGUUCUCUUCAUGAUGGGUACAGUGACGGGGCCUGCAAGCGGUAAGUUUCUCUUCCUGGCCCUUGUAUCGGUGAUCGGUGGUGUCAUCGUCACCUUUUCCAGCUGGCGUAACAUCUACUGGCUACAAACCGUCAUGGCUGGUCUCGGGCUUGUUCUUUCUCUGCUUUCUUUUCGUUCCUGA
Molecule: messenger RNA, 507 nt
Organism: Aspergillus ochraceoroseus IBT 24754
Lineage: Eukaryota; Fungi; Ascomycota; Eurotiomycetes; Eurotiales; Aspergillaceae
Product: putative MFS transporter
Exons: 4
Coding region: 1-507 (168 amino acids)
Source: RefSeq, a predicted model, not a curated record